UUGCAAUCUAAGCAUGAAAGUGUUAUUUGUUCUUUUAUUUUGCCGCCUUGCCCGUGCAUACCCGAAUCAGGAAGAACCUCAGAAUAUCAUUGUCCACACAGUGCCUGAGGAAAAUACACCGUAUGUUGUAUUCCUUUCUUUUCAAGAUGGAAAGAGCGGUUCUUGGUGCACUGGAUCAAUGAUUGGAAAUUCUUGGGUCUUAACUGCUUCUGACUGUUCGAAGAAUCCCUUCACCGUGACGAUCUACUACGGUUCAAGCAAACGAGCUCAGGGUUCAAUUAGUCACACAGUUAGCGGCGGAAACGUUAUACGAAAUCCAAGCGAUGAUAUCGCCUUAAUUCGCACCCCAUACGUUGAGUUCUCGGACCGUAUCAGCAGAGUUAGGCUGCCCAGUUUCAGUGAUCGGGAUAAUCUUUACGUCUACCGAUGGACAACGGCUUGCGGCUGGGGACAGAAUACAUUAACAAGCACCUCCGAAGAUCUGCAGUGCGUCGAUGCGUUGGUUAUACCCAAUUCCCAAUGUGCUAGAAUUUAUGACACACACACAGUUCACGGCGGAGUGCUCUGCACCCGUACAUGGCGCCGUGGGUCAAUUUGUUCCGGUGAUUCUGGCAUACCGCUUGUCACGCAACGCAAUACAAUUCUGAUUGGCGUCAGUCAGUCUUGGACGGCCAGCGGUUGCACUGCUGGAUAUCCAGCUGGAUUCACACGCAUCACAAGCCAUCUGGAUUGGAUACGUAUACAAACUGGAAUAUCAUACUAAUCCCUGAUCUUUUGCUUUUUCAAUGCGAUAUGAUUUAAAUAAACAGCAUACCUAACAAAACAA
Molecule: messenger RNA, 826 nt
Organism: Drosophila grimshawi
Lineage: Eukaryota; Metazoa; Arthropoda; Insecta; Diptera; Drosophilidae
Product: serine protease 1-like
Exons: 1
Coding region: 14-763 (249 amino acids)
Biological process (GO): proteolysis
Molecular function (GO): serine-type endopeptidase activity
Source: RefSeq, a predicted model, not a curated record